CAUUCAAUCAACCCAACGUGUACCAACACAACCAGAAGGUCGAUGGCCUUUAUCCUCAGUAUCCCAAUGAAAUAAGAAACCCCCAUGGACUACACUACCCGAGGGGUCUGUGGACAGGAAGGGUGCCGUGAGACACGGUAUUAUCUCGACAAUGGCCUCUGGUUUUGCCGGCGGGGUCAUCAGCAGGAGGGUCGACAAGUCGAGGAAGAGCCCGACGACUUUGGGACGCAAGGCAAGACGUAUCGGGUGAAGAAGGUUGUGGCCGAAAAGGGUCCAAAGACGUAUCGUGGCCGACAGGCAUACAGCCUCUUUCUGCAAGUGUAUCAGUUGAUCCUCUGGAAGCAGUGCCAUGCCUUGGUGCAGGACCGAGGCUUUCCGGCUCAGUUCGAGCAUGUCGUCCGUGACCUGUGGGCUCUUCGCCUUGAAACCUACUCGGACAAGAUAAACAAUCCUUCUGAAGGCGAGGAAGAGCCGGAGUUCUUCAGCUCACAGCCAUCGGUGGGCCAGGAGGAGCCUAGCAUUAUCAAGUUUGGAGGAAAGAAUCUUCAAUGGCCCCGGCUAGUUGACUCUGUCGGCCUCUGUUAUCUGGGGGCCUUAUUAAUGCGACUUCCCGUCGGUAUUGGGGACUUUCACCGGAUGAUCAUGUGCGGAGAGAUCCCUUACAUUCGGGUAACACGGUCAAUUCCUCGUGAAAUGAGAGACAAAUUGCCCCAGCAGUUCCUCUCGAUCAUCGAGACCACGAGAUUGCUCAAAGCCGAACAUCUCCAGAAGGCUGUGCUGCAGCUGUCUCUCCUAUAUCGCCGCAAAUUUGGGAUGCAGUUCCCAGCUUUGAACCUGCCACCGAUAUUAUAUCGGCAUAUUAGGAGACUUGCUCUUCCAAUUGACGUAUACUCUGCCGUGAAGAGAUUGCAGGAUCUUCUAGGCUUCUCUUUGGAAUUCCCAAACAGUUUUGCCGGUAGGACUAGGCUUCUUGACCUCCCUGAGAUCCAAGUGAUCACCCUUAUUGUCAUAUCUACUAAGCUACUUUUUCCCUUCGACGAGAUCAAAAGAUAUCCGGCCUCAGCAAAAGAGCCCACCACUCAAGUGAUUGACUGGAAGCUCUGGGCCCAAGAACAGCGACAUUAUGAUAGCCGAGAAACUGCUGGGGGUAGAAUUGGGAAAGGCAAUGAAGUCUUAGUGAAUGAGCGUGAUGUGUUCGACAUGACGCCCAGCCAGUUGGAUGAGUAUAUGGAUUGGUACGAAAACAGCUGGCUAGACAAUAGCAGAGUAGCAAAUCCAUUGAGCGACUUGUUCCCCACUGGCCCAGCCAGUGUGGACCCCCAAACAGCAGCUCCUCUGGAGGAGAACAACGAGGAAGCCAUAAGCUCGAUGCUAAAAAGGGUUACACAACAACUCCAGCCUCGGAAAGUGAUUCUAGAGGACAACACGGAUACCCCUCGACCGGGGUCAUCGUACGUGCGCUAUAAAAUGGAGUCUGAUUUACCAGAGACCGCCCGAUCUUUUUACGAGACGGCAGCAAAAGUGGCCGGGAUAUCUCUAUCUACCCUCGUCAGGGCCGUCUCUCAAGCCGAAUACAAGAUCACGCGAUGGUUAGAAGAUCAGAGACGCAUUGAGCUUUAUGGGGAUGCUGCAGGCAUGGAGUUCGCGAAAUUCGAUAGCUCUGAUGACAUGGGAGAAGACAUGACCGAUUCUGAGGACAGUUCUUGACACGUUGUUACCUUUCUAUCUGGCAUAUAUUCGUCAAGAUUCUCGAUUUUAACUACUCGGUCCUUUGUCUCUACGGUGGCUCACACUGUGCUCAGUUGAUACCUCCAUGGCCUGACAUGCAUAGGAGCCCUGCGCAACGAGUUAUAGAAUAUGCGGGGUGAAUUGUAUCCACGUCGAAAUCAAUGUUAAAUAGUAUCAUAGGUGGAUACUGUACACUUUGUAAUGGGACAGUAAUACCAAUCACAACACAGUGAUGAAUCUUAUCUCGCAAUAUUUAGGGCAAAACAAACGAUGAGAAGGGAAAGGGAAGGGAAAAGGAAAC
Messenger RNA from Aspergillus alliaceus, 2029 nucleotides. Its product is annotated as TFIIB-type zinc finger domain-containing protein. Gene Ontology annotation, cellular component: RNA polymerase transcription factor SL1 complex; RNA polymerase I core factor complex. Gene Ontology annotation, molecular function: RNA polymerase I core promoter sequence-specific DNA binding. The record is from RefSeq and is a predicted model, not a curated record. The transcript has 8 exons. Gene Ontology annotation, biological process: nucleolar large rRNA transcription by RNA polymerase I; RNA polymerase I preinitiation complex assembly. Bases 85 to 1707 code for a protein of 540 amino acids. NCBI's taxonomy places the organism in Eukaryota, Fungi, Ascomycota, Eurotiomycetes, Eurotiales, Aspergillaceae.